UUCCCCUUGGGGGGGGGGGGGAAGGGGGGGAAGUAUGAGCAUCACUCACGCCACAGAUUUCCCGAGGAAAACACCCUUGUCAUGCAAGAAACUCUGUGUUGCAGAGGUUGUGAAUUAAGGUCGAGAGUGAGAUGGUUUGGUCUGGCCUCUUUUCAGAGCAGCGAUUGAUUACUGCUGUCUGUGUUGCCAUUCCUUCCAGAGCUGACCUGUCCCGGACGCAGCAUAACUAACGAAGCUGCUGCAGGAUGAGAAGAUGGCAGCGCGGCUGCUCGCACCACCAGGCCCUGAUAGUUUCAAGCCUUUCACCCCUGAGUCACUGGCAAACAUCGAGAGGCGCAUCGCCGAGAGCAAGCUCAAGAAGCCGCCGAAGGCCGAAGGCAGUCAUCGGGAAGACGAUGAGGACAGCAAGCCCAAGCCGAACAGUGACCUGGAGGCGGGGAAGAGUUUGCCUUUCAUCUAUGGGGACAUCCCGCAAGGCCUGGUCGCGGUUCCCCUGGAGGACUUUGACCCAUACUAUUUGACGCAGAAAACCUUUGUAGUAUUAAACAGAGGGAAAACUCUCUUCAGAUUUAGUGCCACGCCUGCCUUGUACAUUUUAAGUCCUUUUAACCUGAUAAGAAGAAUAGCUAUUAAAAUUUUGAUACAUUCAGUAUUUAGCAUGAUCAUUAUGUGCACUAUUUUGACCAACUGUGUAUUCAUGACUUUUAGUAACCCUCCUGAAUGGUCGAAGAAUGUGGAGUACACAUUCACAGGGAUUUAUACAUUUGAAUCACUAGUGAAAAUCAUUGCGAGAGGUUUCUGCAUAGAUGGCUUUACCUUUUUACGGGAUCCAUGGAACUGGUUAGAUUUCAGUGUCAUCAUGAUGGCAUAUGUGACAGAGUUUGUGGACCUGGGCAAUGUCUCAGCGCUGAGAACAUUCAGGGUUCUGCGAGCUUUGAAAACUAUCUCUGUAAUUCCAGGCCUGAAGACCAUUGUGGGUGCCCUCAUCCAGUCAGUGAAGAAGCUGUCAGACGUGAUGAUUCUGACAGUGUUUUGCCUGAGCGUUUUCGCCUUGAUUGGACUGCAGCUUUUCAUGGGAAAUCUGCGAAACAAGUGUGUUGUGUGGCCCAUAAACUUCAAUGAGAGCUAUCUGGAAAAUGGCACCAAAGGCUUUGAUUGGGAAGAGUAUAUCAAUAAUAAAACAAAUUUUUACACGGUUCCUGGCAUGCUGGAACCUUUACUCUGUGGGAACAGUUCUGAUGCUGGGCAAUGCCCAGAGGGGUACCAGUGUAUGAAAGCAGGAAGGAACCCCAACUAUGGCUACACAAGCUUUGAUACAUUCAGCUGGGCCUUCUUGGCAUUAUUUCGCCUUAUGACCCAGGACUACUGGGAAAACUUGUAUCAGUUGACCCUGCGAGCUGCUGGAAAAACAUACAUGAUCUUCUUCGUCUUGGUCAUCUUUGUGGGUUCUUUCUAUCUGGUGAACUUGAUCUUGGCUGUGGUGGCCAUGGCUUAUGAAGAACAGAAUCAGGCAACCCUGGAGGAGGCCGAGCAGAAAGAGGCCGAAUUCAAAGCAAUGUUGGAGCAACUUAAGAAGCAACAGGAAGAGGCACAGGCGGCAGCGAUGGCCACCUCCGCAGGCACGGUCUCAGAAGACGCCAUAGAGGAAGAAGGUGAAGAAGGGGCAGGCUCUCCACGGAGCUCCUCUGAAAUAUCCAAACUCAGUUCCAAGAGUGCCAAAGAAAGGCGCAACAGGAGAAAGAAGAGGAAGCAGAAGGAACUCUCCGAAGGAGAGGAAAAAGGGGAUCCUGAAAAGGUGUUUAAGUCAGAGUCGGAAGACGGGAUGCGGAGGAAGGGCUUUCGGCUGCCAGACAACAGAAUAGGCAGAAAGUUUUCCAUCAUGAAUCAGUCGCUGCUCAGCAUCCCGGGCUCGCCGUUCCUCUCCCGCCACAACAGCAAAAGCAGCAUCUUCAGCUUCCGAGGGCCCGGGCGGUUCCGCGACCCGGGCUCGGAGAACGAGUUCGCGGACGACGAGCACAGCACGGUGGAGGAGAGCGAGGGCCGCCGCGACUCGCUCUUCAUCCCGAUCCGGGCCCGCGAGCGCCGCAGCAGCUACAGCGGCUACAGCGGCUACAGCCAGGGCAGCCGCUCGUCGCGCAUCUUCCCCAGCCUGCGGCGCAGCGUCAAGCGCAACAGCACGGUCGACUGCAACGGCGUGGUGUCCCUCAUCGGCGGCCCCGGCUCCCACAUCGGCGGGCGGCUCCUGCCAGAGGUGAAAAUAGAUAAGGCAGCUACCGAUGACAGUGCUACAACUGAGGUGGAAAUUAAGAAGAAAGGCCCUGGAUCUCUCUUAGUUUCCAUGGACCAGCUGGCCUCCUAUGGACGGAAGGACAGAAUCAACAGCAUAUUGAGUGUUGUUACAAAUACACUAGUAGAAGAGCUGGAAGAGUCGCAGAGAAAGUGCCCGCCAUGCUGGUAUAAAUUCGCCAAUACUUUCCUCAUCUGGGAGUGCCACCCCUACUGGAUAAAACUGAAAGAGAUUGUGAACUUGAUCGUUAUGGACCCUUUUGUGGACCUGGCCAUCACCAUCUGCAUUGUCCUGAAUACCCUGUUUAUGGCAAUGGAGCACCAUCCUAUGACACCACAAUUUGAACACGUCUUGGCUGUGGGAAAUCUGGUUUUCACUGGAAUUUUCACAGCAGAAAUGUUCCUGAAGCUCAUAGCCAUGGAUCCCUACUAUUAUUUCCAAGAAGGUUGGAACAUUUUUGACGGAUUUAUCGUGUCCCUCAGUUUAAUGGAACUGAGUCUGGCAGAUGUGGAGGGGCUCUCGGUGCUGCGAUCUUUCCGAUUGCUCCGAGUCUUCAAAUUGGCCAAAUCCUGGCCCACCCUGAACAUGCUGAUUAAGAUUAUUGGAAAUUCAGUGGGUGCCCUGGGCAACUUGACCCUGGUGCUGGCCAUCAUCGUCUUCAUCUUUGCCGUGGUGGGGAUGCAGCUCUUCGGAAAGAGCUACAAAGAGUGUGUCUGCAAGAUCAACCAGGACUGCGAACUCCCUCGCUGGCACAUGAAUGACUUUUUCCAUUCCUUCCUCAUUGUCUUUCGAGUGUUGUGCGGGGAGUGGAUCGAGACCAUGUGGGACUGCAUGGAAGUGGCGGGCCAGGCCAUGUGCCUCAUUGUCUUCAUGAUGGUCAUGGUUAUUGGCAACUUGGUGGUGCUGAACCUGUUUCUGGCCUUGCUCCUGAGCUCCUUCAGCGCAGACAAUCUGGCAGCCACAGACGAUGAUGGGGAAAUGAACAACCUACAGAUCUCAGUGAUCCGGAUCAAGAAGGGGGUGGCUUGGGCCAAACUCAAAGUGCACGCCUUCAUGCAGGCCCACUUCAAGCAGCGUGAGGCCGAUGAAGUGAAGCCCCUGGAUGAGCUGUAUGAAAAGAAGGCCAACUGCAUCGCCAACCACACCGGCGCAGACAUCCACCGGAAUGGUGACUUCCAGAAGAAUGGCAAUGGCACAACCAGUGGCAUUGGCAGCAGCGUGGAGAAGUAUAUCAUUGAUGAGGACCACAUGUCCUUCAUCAACAAUCCCAACUUGACCGUGCGGGUACCCAUUGCCGUAGGCGAGUCUGAUUUUGAGAACCUCAACACGGAGGAUGUGAGCAGCGAGUCGGAUCCUGAAGGCAGCAAAGAUAAACUGGAUGAUACCAGCUCCUCUGAAGGAAGCACCAUCGAUAUCAAACCUGAAGUAGAAGAAGUCCCAGUGGAACAGCCCGAGGAAUACUUGGAUCCAGAUGCCUGCUUCACAGAAGGUUGCGUCCAGCGGUUUAAAUGCUGCCAGGUCAACAUCGAAGAGGGGCUGGGCAAGUCUUGGUGGGUCCUGCGGAAAACCUGCUUCCUCAUCGUGGAGCACAACUGGUUUGAGACCUUCAUCAUCUUCAUGAUUCUGCUCAGCAGUGGCGCCCUGGCCUUCGAGGACAUCUACAUUGAGCAGAGAAAGACCAUCCGUACCAUCCUGGAGUACGCCGACAAAGUCUUCACCUACAUCUUCAUCCUGGAGAUGUUGCUCAAGUGGACGGCCUAUGGCUUCGUCAAGUUCUUCACCAAUGCCUGGUGCUGGCUGGACUUCCUCAUCGUGGCUGUCUCUUUAGUCAGCCUUAUAGCUAAUGCCCUGGGCUACUCGGAACUAGGUGCCAUAAAGUCCCUUAGGACCCUAAGAGCUUUGAGACCCUUAAGAGCCUUAUCACGAUUUGAAGGGAUGAGGGUGGUGGUGAAUGCUUUGGUGGGCGCCAUCCCCUCCAUCAUGAAUGUGCUGCUGGUGUGUCUCAUCUUCUGGCUGAUUUUCAGCAUCAUGGGAGUUAACCUGUUUGCGGGAAAGUAUCACUACUGCUUUAAUGAGACUUCUGAAAUCCGAUUUGAAAUUGAAGACGUCAACAAUAAAACGGAGUGUGAAAAGCUCAUGGAGGGGAACAACACAGAAAUCAGGUGGAAGAACGUGAAGAUCAACUUUGACAACGUUGGGGCAGGCUAUCUGGCACUUCUUCAAGUGGCGACCUUCAAAGGCUGGAUGGACAUCAUGUAUGCAGCCGUAGAUUCCCGAAAGCCUGACGAGCAGCCUAAGUAUGAGGACAACAUCUACAUGUACAUCUACUUUGUCAUCUUCAUCAUCUUCGGCUCCUUCUUCACCCUGAACCUGUUCAUUGGUGUCAUCAUCGAUAACUUCAAUCAACAAAAGAAAAAGUUUGGAGGCCAGGACAUCUUCAUGACCGAAGAACAGAAGAAGUACUACAAUGCCAUGAAAAAGCUGGGCUCCAAGAAACCACAGAAACCCAUUCCCCGCCCCCUGAACAAAAUCCAAGGUAUCAUCUUUGAUUUUGUCACUCAACAAGCCUUUGAUAUUGUUAUCAUGAUGCUCAUCUGCCUUAACAUGGUGACGAUGAUGGUGGAGACAGAUACGCAGAGCAAACAGAUGGAAAACAUCCUCUACUGGAUUAACCUGGUCUUCGUCAUCUUUUUCACCUGUGAGUGUGUGCUCAAAAUGUUUGCCUUGAGGCACUACUACUUCACCAUUGGCUGGAACAUCUUUGACUUCGUGGUAGUCAUUCUCUCCAUUGUGGGAAUGUUCCUGGCUGAUAUCAUUGAGAAAUACUUUGUUUCCCCAACCCUAUUCCGAGUCAUCCGGUUGGCCCGUAUUGGGCGCAUCUUGCGUCUGAUCAAAGGUGCCAAAGGGAUUCGCACCCUGCUCUUUGCCUUAAUGAUGUCCUUGCCUGCUCUGUUCAACAUCGGCCUUCUGCUCUUCCUGGUCAUGUUCAUCUUCUCCAUCUUCGGGAUGUCCAACUUCGCAUACGUGAAGCACGAGGCUGGCAUCGAUGACAUGUUCAACUUUGAGACCUUCGGCAACAGCAUGAUCUGCCUCUUUCAGAUCACGACGUCAGCUGGUUGGGAUGGCCUCCUGCUGCCCAUCCUGAACCGCCCCCCUGACUGCAGCCUGGACAAGGAGCACCCAGGAAGUGGCUUCAAGGGAGACUGCGGCAACCCCUCAGUGGGCAUCUUCUUCUUUGUAAGCUACAUCAUCAUCUCCUUCCUGAUUGUCGUGAACAUGUACAUCGCCAUCAUCUUGGAGAACUUCAGCGUAGCCACCGAGGAGAGCGCGGACCCUCUGAGCGAGGACGACUUUGAGACCUUCUACGAGAUCUGGGAGAAGUUCGACCCCGACGCCACCCAGUUCAUCGAGUACUGUAAGCUCGCAGACUUUGCGGAUGCCUUGGAACACCCUCUCCGAGUGCCCAAGCCGAACACCAUUGAGCUCAUUGCCAUGGAUCUGCCGAUGGUCAGCGGGGACCGCAUCCACUGCUUGGACAUCCUUUUUGCCUUCACCAAGCGGGUCCUGGGGGACAGCGGGGAGCUGGACAUCCUCCGGCAGCAGAUGGAGGAGCGGUUCGUGGCAUCCAAUCCUUCCAAAGUGUCUUACGAGCCGAUCACAACCACGCUGCGGCGCAAGCAGGAGGAGGUGUCAGCCGUGGUCCUCCAGCGCGCCUACCGGGGACAUUUAGCAAGACGGGGCUUCAUCUGCAAAAAGACCACUUCCAAUAAGCUGGAGAACGGAGGCACACACCGGGAGAAAAAAGAGAGCACCCCGUCCACAGCCUCCCUCCCGUCCUAUGACAGCGUAACGAAACCGGACAAGGAGAAACAGCAACGGGCAGAGGAAGGACGAAGGGAAAGAGCCAAAAGACAAAAAGAGGUCAGAGAAUCCAAGUGUUAGAGGCGAGGAAAAAUGAAAUCUUGUACAGAUGUAAAACUCGCAAGCAAAAGAUUGUUUACAAACUUCCUGAAUAUUAUCAAUGCAGAAGAGCUGUGGAGACACUUGAACCCGAAGAUCUAUACCAAACGUAGUCUGCUUACCUUGUAACACGGUUGCAUCUUGAGCAGUGACCUGCCGAGGGCAAAGGACCCUGCUCCCUGGACUCACAGAUUUUCUAACGCUUGGGCAGGUGAUAACUGCAUGUUCCACAUCCGUCAAUGCAACUUAGGACAAAACCAACAGGAUACAAAAACCAGAGGCGAGGCUGCCGGGACCAGCAUAUUCCGUUGCAGCCCAAUGGAUUUUAUUUAUUUAUUUUUUUUCAUUUCGGUGAUUCUCAGAAGCAGAAAGCAUCACUUUAAAAAGUUUGUUCAUGCAAACUAUAUUUGCAUUCUUACAUUAGUUAAGCUAAGCAGCAAAAAGACACACACACACACACACACACACACACACACACACACACACUCCCAUCUAGCCCGUGUCAUUUAAUUGUCUGUUUCUUUGACAUAAACCGCAUCUUCUCCACAUGGGCUUCACGUGGUUUGGAGAUGGGUGGGGGAGAAGAAUCAGGUUUCUUCAGGCUGAGGAGGACUUGCUCAGGCCGAUUCCAAACAUUGUGCUCGUUCAAUGCGUAGAAAUGAUUUGCAUGAUGGCAUGCUGUGAUCAGAAGUCAUGCAUGAGAACCAUACACCACAGGACACUACUAAUCCUGUCCCCUGCACUGGGUCAGCCUUUGGACAGGACCCAGCCCGGCACCGUUCACUGUAUUUGGAGGAAAAAAAAAAAUGGUAAGCGUUCCAUACCCGCUGCAAUUCCUUAACGAAUUCUUAGAAGUCUUUCAUACACCUUCCAGGGAGGGAAACAUAACCAACCAAUUGACCACUACCACUACCAACAAACACCAAACCCAAUCCGACAAGCAGAUGGAUCCGUUGUGUGUCUAUGUUUAACAGACAUCUCUAACAUACAGCCAUUGUUGCACAUUGUGAAAGAUGAACUAUUUAAUGCUGCUCUGUGUCCCGUCCGUGGGGAAACUUGGAUCUCGAAUGGCUUGUAUUAAUAAUGUCACUGUAAAACCAAAUCCUAGGGCUAAAAACAAAAAUCAAAAAAAAUAGUAAUAAUCAAAAAAGAAACAAACAAACCAGUUCAUUUGUAUCGCAAUAUUUACGAUGAUUGUUUAGCCUUCAUACUGGAGAGCUGACACUUAUUUGGGGCAGAGAUACAAGCACCAUUCACAGUGGCGUGUUAUCUCUAGGGGGUGAAUUGGGGAACUUCAGUUUUCGCUGGGGGUGUGGGGUGCCUGCUUCAGGUAGUGUCACAUCCUUCUGCACUGUGGCUUUCUCCGGGCUUGGCUCCGGCCAGAGAGGAGUUCGAAUAUCCCGAACGGGCCUCUCCCUCGGCAGAGGGUUGUCAAGCUCACACACUGCAUGAUUCCUUGUGCUUCCAUCUCAUCUGUCCGCCAAGCAGGGUUUCCCUUUUACCUGCGCAGGUGGGUGAGGGCAGCAGCGCUGGGGCUAUGGCUGUGGUUUCUUUGCGCAUUCUAGACAAUAAAUCGUCACUGGUGGGACCCGAGGUAGAGAGAUGGAGCCGCCUCUGAACCAAGCCCGCUUGGUUUCUUUAUCGCACCGAUUCUCAUGAGAAAGCGAUUCAAUAUUAAUUCCUAAG
Molecule: messenger RNA, 7933 nt
Organism: Hyaena hyaena (striped hyena)
Lineage: Eukaryota; Metazoa; Chordata; Mammalia; Carnivora; Hyaenidae
Gene: SCN8A
Product: sodium voltage-gated channel alpha subunit 8
Exons: 26
Coding region: 254-6229 (1991 amino acids)
Biological process (GO): sodium ion transmembrane transport; neuronal action potential; membrane depolarization during action potential
Cellular component (GO): voltage-gated sodium channel complex; plasma membrane; axon
Molecular function (GO): voltage-gated sodium channel activity; protein binding
Source: RefSeq, a predicted model, not a curated record